AUGCUGAUAGGAAUUACGGGGACAAUAUUCUCCGGUAAAUCUGAGCUGGCUUCGUUCCUUGUGCAGGAACACCAGUUCAAAUACAUUACUUUAGCAGCCUGCAAACGGGAAGCAGAUCCAGACACGUUCAAAUGCUUCGUCACGGAGCAGGAACUGAUUGAUUUCGUCACGAAGAAUUGGAUUGACAACUUUGUCAUGACAUGCGUCGAUAACUAUGAGUUCCUUCAAGGGCUACUGAAAAGACCGUUCUUCUUACUUUUGGCUACAGACGCGUCGCUUAUGACGCGCUUCAACAGAUUGAAAGCCGACAAGAGACACACUGAAUACUCUAAAGAACUGACAUUCGAAGAGUUUGUGUUGAAAUCAGACGAGUACAACUUCCGUCAAGAGGGAGAACUACUCAAAAUCAUGGACAAAUCCGAAAUCAGAAUCAUCAACGACACAGAUACCAUUAAGGGUUUUCACGAUAAGCUUCGCAGUUUAGAUCUUCUCAAUGGAGAACGACUCCGGCCGUCAUGGGACGCGUAUUUCAUGAAACUGGCAGAUCUGGCAGCAUUCAGAUCAAAUUGCAUGAAACGUAGAGUCGGUUGCGUGGUUGUGAGAGAAAACAGAAUCAUUGCAACCGGAUACAACGGUACUCCUCGAAAUUUUAAAAAUUGCAACCAUGGAGGAUGUCCUCGCUGCAAUUCUGGAAACUCUAGCGGAGUUGGUCUAUCGACUUGUCUGUGCCUCCAUGCGGAAGAGAACGCUAUCUUGGAGGCAGGCAGGGAUAGAAUCGGAAAUAAUGCCGUGCUCUAUUGCAAUACGUGCCCGUGCUUAACGUGUUCGAUAAAGAUAGUUCAGAGUGGCAUAAAAGAGGUUGUUUACUCGCAAAGUUACUCCAUGGACGUGUUGAGCUCGAACGUUUUCAAAGAAGCGGGUAUAAAAUUAAGACAGUAUGUCUUGCCUCUCAACGGAGUCGUGAUAGCAUAA
Ogataea philodendri is the source of this 972-nucleotide messenger RNA. RefSeq lists its product as uncharacterized. The record is from RefSeq and is a predicted model, not a curated record. The coding region runs from base 1 to 972 and encodes 323 amino acids. NCBI's taxonomy places the organism in Eukaryota, Fungi, Ascomycota, Pichiomycetes, Pichiales, Pichiaceae. The transcript has a single exon. Gene Ontology annotation, molecular function: hydrolase activity; zinc ion binding.